Molecule: messenger RNA, 2653 nt
Organism: Candoia aspera
Lineage: Eukaryota; Metazoa; Chordata; Lepidosauria; Squamata; Candoiidae
Product: zinc finger protein 436-like
Exons: 5
Coding region: 21-1976 (651 amino acids)
Biological process (GO): regulation of DNA-templated transcription
Source: RefSeq, a predicted model, not a curated record
UGUUACAGGGCAGAAAAAGAAUGGAGGGACGACCUUUAGCAGGUGUGGGAACUGGAAAAGGCCCUUCUCCUCUUCAGCCUGGGAGCUGUGGGGAGAACUGGGCAAGAACUGGGCAGAAGAUCCUGGAGGAGGAAACCGUCUGUUCAGAACUUCAGCCCUGGAACUGCAGGAGCGUCCAAUAUCAGGAGGCCGAGGAUCUCCAAGGACAUUGCAGCCGACUCCACUCCUUGUGUAGUCGAUGGUUGAGAGCAGAAAAACACACCAAAGCGCAGAUGCUGGACCUGGUUGUUCUGGAGCAGUUCCUGGCCCUGCUGCCCCUGCAGGUGGAGCGCUGGGUGCGGGAGUGCGGAGCAGAGACCAGCUGCCAGGCGGUGGCCCUGGCCGAGGGCUUCCUCCUGAGCCAGGCAGAGGAGCAGAAGGGGCAGGUCGGGUUGCAGUCCUUCAGUGUGGACGUCAGAGAUCCUGAGGGAAGGAGGAAUCCAUCCAAUCCCCCUCCGGAGCUGUUUUUCGGGAGGAUCUCUCAGGAAGAUCCAGGUCAGGACACCUCAGCAGGGAAGACUCAGAGAAAGUUGCCUGCUGUUUAUGGUGGAGCUGAACCAGUGGUUGAACCUUCAACUCACGAGGGUCCUGUGUCCUUCGAGGAGGUGGCCGUGUGUUUCUCCGAGGAGGAGUGGUCUCGGCUGGAUCCUCGCCAAAAAGCGCUGCAUCGGGAAGUCAUGCUGGAGAAUUAUAGGAACGUGGCCUCUCUGGCAGGUGAUGGAUGGGAGACGGAGGAUUCCGGCCAAGAGGCGGCAGCACCUUUGCCAACAGCCAGAAAGGAAGUUGCGGAAAAGAUGUUUGGAAAGCAAAGGCCUGUGGAUAACCUUUUAAAAGCGAGGCUGGGGAAAUGCUCUACUUUUCAGUCUGCAGAUAUCAGUGUCUUCUUGGCCAGAGAGGAUCACCAAGAAAAAGGAGCAUGUCCAGGGUGCGGAAGAAUACUCAAAGAUGAAUUGGGGUUAUGUGACUGUCGCAGAAGCCACGCUGUAGAAAACCAAAAUGAAAGUGGGAAAUGCUCCAGAAGGACCUUCCGUGUUACUUUACGUCAAAGAAUGCAAGAAGGAGAAAAACCUUACAAAUGCACAGAGUGUGGAAAGAGUUUCAAAAAUUCAAGUUAUCUUCCUUCUCAUAAAAGGAUCCACACAGGGGAAAAACCAUAUGAAUGCAAGGAAUGUGGAAAGAGCUUCCAUUUUGCAACAGGCCUUACUUCCCAUAAUAGGAUUCACACAGAUGAGAAGCCAUAUGAAUGCCUCAAGUGUGGAAAGAACUUCAGUCAAAAAUAUCAGUAUACUGUACAUUACAGAAUCCACACUGGGGAGAAACCAUAUAAGUGCAUGGAGUGUGGAAAACACUUUCCUGAGUCAGGUUCCCUCACUUACCAUAAAAGGAUCCACACUGGGGAAAAACCAUAUAAAUGCCAGGAGUGUGGAAAGACCUUCAGGGCUUCAAGUGCUCUUAUUUCCCAUAAAAGGAUCCACACAGGUGAGAAACCAUAUGAAUGCCUCAAGUGUGGAAAGAGCUUCAGACAAAAAUAUCAUUAUAUAGUACAUAACAGAAUCCACACUGGGGAGAGACCAUAUAAAUGCAUGGAGUGUGGAAAGAGCUUCCGCUCUCAAAAACACCUUCCUUCCCAUAAAAGGAUCCAUACUGGGGAGAAACCGUAUGAAUGCAAGGAAUGUGGAAAACGCUUCAGUCAAAAACAUAAUUAUACUGCGCAUAGCAGAAUCCACACUGGGGAGAAACCAUAUAAGUGCAUGGAGUGUGGAAGAUGCUUCACUGAGUCAAGUUCCCUCAGUUCCCAUAAAAGGAUCCACACUGGUGAGAAAUCAUAUAAAUGUAUGGUGUGUGGAAAGGGAUUUACUCAACAUCAGUCGCUUUAUGAGCAUAGAAAAAUUCAUUCAAGAGAAACCCAUAAAAACAAAAAGAAUAGAACUGCAUAAAUGAACUGCGUGUCAAACAUUUUGGAGACUACAGUCCUAAACAGUUUAUUACCAUGGAAAAAGGGAAUUUUCGUGAAUGAAAGAUAAGAAGGAACAAUGAUGGCAAAGAGAAUGGAGAACAAUAAUUACAGCUGAUUACUUGAGCGAUGUUGAGCAUUUGUCCACACAGUGCCCUGAAUCUCGUCUUUUUUGGAAGACCCGCAUUGGAACCAUUUUCUUUCUGCAUCUCUCAAUUUAUUGGCCACUAGAAGCACCUGACACAGGGACAGUAGAGUGACUGCGCACUUCGACUUUGCUCUCUUCGCAGCCCAAUGCUUAAUUUGCACAUCACUCCUGUUAUCCCUCCAGUGGAACAGACUGUUAAUUAUGAGGGCUGUCAACACUUACUCUUCUGGCUUCCUCACUCUCUUGGGAUGAAGAAAACGCCAUCCCGGUUCGAAGACACAGAUGGGCAGCCUCGGCUUUGCUGUCGCCGUGUAACUUCCUAAAUAAAGAUGAUCUUUGGGUUUUCUUUCUUUCAAGGACUAGUCUCCAGAAUUGGUUUACAAAGUGUCAGUCUCCUAACUUCAUUCUUUCUCUCUAAAAGCACUUUUUACACAUGCAGUGGGGCAGGACGGGAACACUGGCAAUGUUCCAGAGAUCCCAAAUAAUAUUCUCCACCUAAUUAUGGAGCCAUG